Messenger RNA from Felis catus (domestic cat), 7973 nucleotides. RefSeq names its product protein phosphatase, Mg2+/Mn2+ dependent 1A (gene PPM1A). Gene Ontology annotation, cellular component: cytosol; nucleus. The transcript has 6 exons. Bases 26 to 1486 code for a protein of 486 amino acids. NCBI's taxonomy places the organism in Eukaryota, Metazoa, Chordata, Mammalia, Carnivora, Felidae. The record is from RefSeq and is a predicted model, not a curated record. Gene Ontology annotation, biological process: positive regulation of canonical NF-kappaB signal transduction; protein dephosphorylation; positive regulation of canonical Wnt signaling pathway. Gene Ontology annotation, molecular function: protein serine/threonine phosphatase activity; magnesium ion binding; manganese ion binding.
AGACCUAAGUGUUUCAUGACUUGACAUGGUGCAAGGGGAGGGGGACGAUGGAGAAAAUAGGACCAGGGUGGGGGGUACACCCCCCACCAACAAAAUUAGUUUAGGGGCACUAUCCACUGAUUUGUACUGCUUCAGGAGAAAGUGCGUAGCAGAGGCUGUAAUUUGGGCUAAGAUAAGAAAAAGUGAGAAGAAAAGAAUGGGGAAAAGAAGGGCAAAGGAGAUCAAAAAAGAACAGAAGAAAGGGAGAAGAGUGAUGAGAAAAGAGAGAAGAGGAAGACAUAUGAAGAGGAUAUAUGUGAGAAAGAAACGCGGAACAGACCUAGAAUAUCAAGACAUAAUGGGAGCAUUUUUAGACAAGCCAAAGAUGGAAAAACAUAAUGCCCAGGGGCAGGGUAAUGGGUUGCGAUAUGGGCUAAGCAGCAUGCAAGGUUGGCGAGUUGAAAUGGAGGAUGCACAUACGGCUGUGAUCGGUUUGCCAAGUGGACUUGAAACAUGGUCAUUCUUUGCUGUGUAUGAUGGGCAUGCUGGUUCUCAGGUUGCCAAAUACUGCUGUGAGCAUUUGCUAGAUCACAUCACCAAUAACCAGGAUUUUAAAGGGUCUGCAGGAGCACCUUCUGUGGAAAAUGUAAAGAAUGGAAUCAGAACAGGUUUUCUGGAGAUUGAUGAACACAUGAGAGUUAUGUCAGAGAAGAAACAUGGUGCAGAUAGAAGUGGGUCAACAGCUGUGGGUGUCUUAAUUUCUCCUCAACAUACUUAUUUCAUUAACUGUGGAGACUCGAGAGGUUUACUUUGUAGGAACAGGAAAGUUCACUUCUUCACACAAGAUCACAAACCAAGUAAUCCUCUGGAAAAAGAACGAAUUCAGAAUGCAGGUGGUUCUGUAAUGAUUCAGCGUGUGAAUGGCUCUCUGGCUGUAUCGAGGGCCCUUGGGGACUUUGAUUACAAAUGUGUCCAUGGAAAAGGUCCUACAGAGCAGCUUGUCUCACCAGAGCCCGAAGUCCAUGAUAUUGAAAGAUCUGAAGAAGAUGAUCAGUUCAUUAUCCUUGCAUGUGAUGGUAUUUGGGAUGUUAUGGGAAAUGAAGAGCUCUGUGAUUUUGUAAGAUCCAGACUUGAAGUCACUGAUGACCUUGAGAAAGUUUGCAAUGAAGUAGUCGACACCUGUUUGUAUAAGGGAAGUCGAGACAACAUGAGUGUGAUAUUGAUCUGUUUUCCAAAUGCACCCAAAGUAUCACCAGAAGCAGUGAAGAAGGAGGCAGAAUUGGACAAGUACCUGGAAAGCAGAGUAGAAGAAAUCAUAAAGAAGCAGGGGGAAGGCGUCCCUGACUUAGUCCAUGUGAUGCGCACAUUAGCAAGUGAGAACAUCCCCAGCCUCCCACCGGGGGGUGAAUUGGCAAGCAAGCGGAAUGUAAUUGAAGCCGUUUACAAUAGACUGAAUCCUUACAAAAAUGAUGACACUGAUUCUACAUCGACUGAUGAUAUGUGGUAAAACUGCUCAUCUAGCCAUGGAGUUUACCUUCACCUCCAAAGGAGAGUACAGCUCAACUUCCUUGAACCUUUUAAACAUCCCUCCUCAACUUUAAAGAAGGACAUGUGUCAUGGGUGAGAGUGGAUCACACCAGAGAACUUCAGCAGUACAACAGCUAGCCCAGAACUGAUUUUUUUUUUUUUGUAAAUUUGAGACUUAUGUAAACGUGAUUUCAAACCAUAAUUCAUGUUGUAAAUCAGACUCCAGCAAUUUUUGUUGUAUGAUUUUGUUUUUUGUAAAGUGUAAUUGUCCUUGUACAAAAUGCUCAUAUUUAAUUAUGAACUGCUUUAAAUCACUAUCAGAGUUACAAAAAAAUGUUUGGCUUGUUGUGUGAUGCAACAGAUAUAUAGCCCUUUCAAGUCAUGUUGUGUUUGGACUUGGGGUUGGGACAGGGAGAGCAGCAGCCAUGUCAGCUAGGCACUCAAAUGUGCACAUGAUUAAGGAGAAGAAUUCCCAAAUCUUACAAAGCCGGACAUCCAGGGAGUUAACUGAAAACUGUCUUCAUGUUUUGGCAGUGGGGUUGGCACUGUUGAUAAAGCUGGUCCCUUCAUUUAACUGUCGUCUAGGUUGUUCUCUCCUUGUUGCCAGGAGUAUUGCAGGUAAUACAGUAUAUUCAUAAGAAUAUCAAUCUUGGGGCUGAAAUGCCUUGAUUCUUUGCACCUCUUUUCCGAGUCCUUACAUUGAAUUACUAAUUGAUAAGCAGCAGCUUCCUACAUAUAGUAGGAGACUGCCACAUUUUUGCUAUCAUGAUUGGCUGGGCCUGCUGCUGUUCCUAGUAAGGUAUUCUGAAUUCCAUUUUAUCAAUAAAGCUUGAUUUAACAAACAAGAAAUUUAAUCAUGUAUGUGUAAUUCCUCCUUUACCCCGCCCUUUUAAAACACCAUGCCAUUGUAAGUGAGAAGUUUCUCGUGGGGAAAGAUGUUUGUCUCUUUUAAUUGGGAAAUAAUGUUACUCACGGCACAGAUGGAACUGUUUCCCUUCCAUUAGAAAGACUAAAAGAUUUAAAUCUCUGUUGUUUCUUAAUCUGUUUUUUAAUGGGUUUCUUUCUGGCUGCUUAUUUUUCAUUCUAUGUGUAUCAGCUUGAAUUUGCCUACUGUUUAAUUAAAAUAAUUGUCAGAGCUUGACAAUCUAACACUCUAUAGUAGGGGUGUGCGUGUGUGUGGGUGGGUGUGCGCGUGUGUGCACGUGCGUGUGUUUGCCUGUGAUUUUUAAUGGACUCAUGUCUUUAGAAUCCAAGUAGUUAAGAUGUAUUUGUGAUUUGAAAUAGAGCAUGUUGCUAAUAUUUAGCUGUUGGCCUUUAAAAAUAACAUUCGAAGCUUAAGGAAUUGUAGAUAUAAAAAUAACCUAAUUUAAUUUAGGCUUAAAUUCCUCUGAUUAAGCAUGUGAAAGUAAGUUUUAAAAUCUGUCACGAUGAAAAGACUACUGUUUUGUGCCCUUCUGUAUUUUUGUCUCUUUAGGUUGAAUAUUGUAUUUAUUGCCGUGUAAUUUAAUCAUUCAGUAGGCAGAUUCCCCACUAGAAAUUAUUAAAAUGUCAGAUUACAAUACAACAUGGAAUACAAAAUCAAAACUCUGUGUAUAAAAGGUAGUAUAAUCAACUUUGUUACAUUUGUUUUUUCCCUAACUUGGAAAUAUACAUAUUUGUAUAUAUAGCCUUAAAACUAAUGUAAAGUUAGGGGAGUAGUGGGAAAAGUAAUGUGAAAUGUCUCAGAUUUAAGUAGUUACAUACCAGCAAAACCUUUUCAUUAUCCCCCUUAUUUGUGAGGCGAUUAAAUGUAAUUUAAUUGUAUUUAAUUUAUAUCUCAAUCCAGCAUGAAUGAAGAAAAACAAGUACUAUUUAUAUUUAGAAAUUCAUAAGUUGGAAUUACAGAACCAAUUCCAUACUUAACAAAUAAAUGCUCAGUGUCUAAAUCUGUGGUAGAGUGCGAAGUAUGAUAAUGUUCUAAGUUAUGGCUUUGCAAGCAUCUCAGUGUGCAUUUAAUGAAUACAAUGCUUCUAGUAUAGAGUGAUUACCAGACAUACUAGUACUGAAAACUAAAUUCCUAUUAUAAGCCAGGUUCUUAAUUUUUUAAGUAGACUGAAUUUUUUAGUUCUAGAAAUUGCAAAACUUCAAAUUGGAUUUUGAUCUGCAAAAUCAUAAAUCACAAGUUAAAAUAUGUGAUGGAGAGCUAUAUUUCAAACCAUAACAGCAUAUUUAGAGCUUUUUUUUUUGAGAGUUUUUAAAUAAAAAAGAGGAAGUUAAGCUAUUCCUCUGUUAAAAUUAUUAGUACUGAAAUGAAGCUUGGAAGUGAGAGAAAACUAUUAAAUGUUCUCUGAGAAGACUAAAUCUUUUCCACAUGAGUCAGCAUUGCCAUACUAGAUAUAACUUUUCAUUAUAAAAAAGGAAGUAUCCAUUAUUAUAGCAGACUAUGUGUGUUCUUGAUUCCUGGGGGUAAUGGUGGUGGUGGGAACCGACCACACGUUUAAAAGGCACUUUUGCACCUCUAUGGUGCACUUCAUUUUUGUACCACUUAAGUUCUUGCCCUCCCAACCCCCUUUUGUGUGCUAAUUAGCAUCUCAGGGCAAUGCCUCAAAAUUUUUCGAUGUGUUGUAUGUUAUUUUCUUUGGAGGGUGAAAGUUCUUUUGUGAUGAUAAUUUACCAUUCAAAAUGUACUUUCAUUUAAGUGUUUUCUUAGGAUGAACUCAUUUUGCUGCUUGUAAUAGGAAAUUCAUUUUGUGUAGCAGACUCUUAACCCUAACAUUAAAAAAUUUCACUGGUCUCUUACUGUCGUAGCAGUAAGCUCUCUUAAUUUCCACUUUGUUAAGGAAUAUACUUUUAUAGAUAACAGAAGCAGUUCUCAAUAUUAGCAUUAACUUUACAAAAUCCAAAUGGUAUUUUUCUUAUUUAGCUUUAGAACUAUUUCAAACAUUUUUAAUUAUAAUGCUUGCUUCUAGAGUACUAUGCAAUUAGUAUACUGCUCCAGCCACUUAUUUUUUAUUACUACAUUAAGAAAUUUAGAUUAAAGAAUAAAUUAUGUAAUUCAAAUAAUCUGAGUUAUACUAGCAUUUUUAAUGAUCAUCCCAUCUGACCACAUAUUAAUUCCAUUAAUCAGCUUUCCCACAAAACAUAUUGAGUGUUAUCUGCAAAACACUGUUCUAGGCGAAAUACCUUGGAACUAUAAAGAAAUGACUAGAUCCUUGCCCUCAAGGAGUUUACAUUUGAGUAGAAUUUAUAAUCUAACACAUGUUAAUAUUAUAGCUGAAUCACUCAUCCAAAAAAAAAAAAAAUAGCUGUCAUCCUCCUACUGUCUGCCAGAUAAUUUUCCUGAAUAAGGCAGGUCUCUCUGUCCUAAAAAGCUCAUUUAUGCUUCCAUUAUUCACUUGAAAACUCUUCCAUUUGUUUUCCUCUCCCCAAAGUUAAAAAUCUCAUUCAGAAGAAAAUUUUGCUCAGCAUAGUAAUAAUAUAGGACUGAUGAGGCUCAAAUCUAUUCAGUAUGCUUGACUACCUUUAACAAAUGGCCUUUUACUACUCCUGCUAUAAAAUUAGUUUCCUGCUAUAUACAGACAGCUAAAAUUUAAGAAAAAUUCUGUUUCUUUGAAACACACUGCCGUUAAUAGCUAGUUUUAGCCAAAUGAUUAUUAUGCAUUAAUUUUUGAAAAUAAUUUCACUGCCCAUCUUUACUGGACAAGUUCAUAUGUGAAUUCAAUUUGUGAUUUCUGAAAGAAGUGACAAAAUUGGUUACAGGUUUUCUUUUUUAAUUUUGAAUUUCAUGAUGUAUACUUUUAAUUCAUAAAAUUUGAAUUAGAGGUAUAAGCCUAUAAUGUUUUGUUAUUUGUACAGUAUUAUAUUAGGAUUUGGUAGUAGAAAAUAUGUAAAUAUUUCAGUACAUAAAUGUUUCUCUUUUGAGGUUUCUCUUUGAAGGAACCUUAAAGAGUUUCAUACUUUUGCUUGCAGAUACUGCCGGUGAGAUGACCAUUUUGUAACUGAGUGAUCUAGUCCUCUCAUUAGUUUUUCUUCUAGGCAUUAGGAAGAGUUCUUUAUAGUUUAAAACUUUAGAAGCAUAAUUUGACUUUAUUUUCUUCAAUAAUGUGCCAUGAGUUUUGGAUUGUAUUUUUAAAUUCUAUAUUACUUUAGAAUAUGCUUGAAAUAUUUAAGAUACAUUUUCUAAAUGUUGCGAGUAUAAUACUGUAUUGUUUUGUAGGUCAGAAUAGUUAAGUCUCAAGUGUUAGUUAUUACUGAUAAUCAGAAUGCCAUCAGAAAUGAUGAGAGGCAUUUGGUUCCACUUGAUUGUCAAAUGAACAUUUCUACUUUUGUUCACCUUCACUCAUUCUUUCCCUUUUACCUGCUUUAUGUAUUAACCUAGUGGCCUCUGCUCUCGUAUUUUUCUGGUUAUAUUACCAGCAGGUAGGAGUGCGCCAACUAGAAACACUCAGAUGUAUUGAAAUUAUAGUUGACUAACUUGCAUUUCAUUAGAUGGGGGAAAAUGUUGUUUGGAUUGAUGUAACAAAGAAGUGACUUUUUUCCCUCCCUUAUCCAGCACGAAAUGUUGCUUUAUUUCCUCUACUGCCCUCUUUGUGGUGGUUGUCUCUCUGUCUCUUUUUCAAACGUAAGCAGGCUGAUUCCAUUUUCUUGAGCAAGAGUUUAGGGCAUUACUUCACCAAGGCCAAUUUCUACUGUACAAAACUGGGCCGAAAAAAAGAAAAUUUGGGAGAUGCCAGUGAGGAGGACAGAGAGGAUUACUCUUAGUUGUUGUAAAAGCCAUAGAGAGAUCUUCCUCUAGCCAGGCUAUUAAGAACUGUUACAUAAACCGGCAAGAACCAACCUUUGCUUCUUCAGAUCAUUUGAUUUUCCAUCAAGGGAGAUGAUAAACAAAAAUACUGCUGCUUCAACUUAAAAACAGAAAAAAUAAAUGCAAAUGUUUAUUCACCACAAAACCCAAUCCUUCCGGUCUUUUAAUUGCUCCAAACCUCAGUUUCUACUAGCUUUCUCAUCGAAUUAAGUAUUCAGAAAAAUUUUAUGUUUUUCCUUUCUUUUCCAUAGUCGUCCUGGUCCAGUAGAAGACAUUGAGUAACAUUUGUGUUUGUAUUGUACUACCUGAAGUAAGAUUGGUGUAGGAGAUUGUAGCCACAGGACAAAAUUAGUAAUAUCUCAAUUAGGUAUAGUGAGUGCUACAAAUCCAUUUUAGGAACAAUUCUUAACUUUGUAGGUUCCCAGGCCCUUUGAAAAUGAUGAAUCCUAGGAACUUCCUUACCCAGGAAAAUCAUAUAAUGUACCUAACUCCCCAAAGUUUACAAUAUUGCAGGGGUUCAUCAGCCUUUUUUCCUGCAAAAAGCCCGUAAAAAAUAUUUCAAAGGUGUCAAAAUAAUUUGAGUAAUUUAAGGAAGUGUUUAACUUUUUGAGAGAGAGAGGAGGUGGAUGGGAGCCUAGGCUAGAAUCUGAUAUUAAAAUAACCUUUUUGAAGGUUGUAUUUUGGGGGAAAGGAGAGUAAUUAAAGGUGAAUAAAAUAAUCUUAUUUGGACCAGUUCUGGAGGAUAACAUCACUCUAAGUUUGCCACUUCUGAAACUCAACAGAAAAGAGGUAAGAUGGAAAUUGAAAGUUUGGAAUGUUUCUGACCUGCAUAGUGCAAAUAUAGUAUAUUCACAAGACAUUUAACUGUCUGAUCGCACUCAGGUUUUAAAAUUUUGAGCUUCCUAGUUUUAGAGUUCAUUAAAUGUUUAAUUCACUUCAGAUUCUAGGGUAUUAGGUAUUUACUUACUGAUACAUAAUGUUAAAAUAGGAUGUAACAUAUGGCCAUCAAUGUACAGGAUUAAUGGGAUUUCUACUAAAAUGUAACGACCAUGAAAAAACUGAUUAGCUUGUCUCAUUUGUUGCCCAAAUUGGAUGUUCAGUUACAGCUUAUUUAAUUCCCAUGUGUGGGAAUUUUGAAACAGAAACCAUUGUCUUGCUUGGUUAGCCCUUCACGAAGACAUCAGCAUAUCCGCAGGAAGUAUCUUGUUUGUAGUAAUAUGCCCCAAUAGUACUUGGUUUCACUCUUGAAAUGGUUUAUUUCACUUAAUUUGCAUAAAUGUUACAAGUGGAGAGUCCAUGUACAUGUUAAAAGCAUGUUGUAUUAUACAUAGAUUCGUUUUUUAAAAAUCUAUAAAUGUAAAACUAAUACAACUGCAGAAAUAUUUUUCCUAAACAGUGUAUAAUGAAAUUCUCCACAGUUAACUCACCCACUGUUUGCUGUUUAUGUGAUCCAAACUUUUAAAGAAAUUCCAUAAAUGUAUAUUUUGUAUUAUGUACCAUUUUCUUGGUCCAAAGAAGACAUGUGAAUUCAGUCCUAAUUUUAAGAAUGUACUUUUUGUUUUCAAGUCUGUUGAAGAAAUUGCAUUCAGCCUGUGAAUGGUUGCAGAUUGUAUGUGAGAUGAAAAGUAGAAAUAAUUUCUAGUUUGCAAAACUGGUGCCACUAAAUAAACAGGCAAUUGCAUAA